Juglans regia (Persian walnut) is the source of this 975-nucleotide messenger RNA. RefSeq lists its product as uncharacterized. Lineage: Eukaryota; Viridiplantae; Streptophyta; Magnoliopsida; Fagales; Juglandaceae. The transcript has a single exon. The coding region runs from base 300 to 776 and encodes 158 amino acids. The record is from RefSeq and is a predicted model, not a curated record.
ACCAUCUGUCCCAAUAAAUGAAGGCUUAAGAAAUGAAAAGCUGUCACACGGAAACACAGAAUUUGAUGGUUCACAUGUGGAGGGCGUGAACGCUGUAACUCAGGCGGCUCCAUUUCUAUUUUAAUUAGGCCUAAAAGUCCUAACCAACGCCAUUGAAGCUUCACCAACCCUUUGAAAAGGAAGAACACUUCCCCCAUCGAUCUCAAAUCCGAUCCUCUACCCUUGAAUCUUCUUGCUAACACCCUCUCUCUCUCUCUCUCUCUCUCCGUACACUUGUCUGUGUGACUAGCAAGGAAGGAAUGGAAAAAUCUCGAGAACAUAAAGAGAAACAACAUGACAAACCCAAGUCCCUUGUAUGGGAUUGUGGCAGCAGUCUCUACGACUCAUUUGAGCUCAACUCCUUCAAACGCCAGCUUGACUCGGCCAUAUCCUGCAGGACCAUGUCCAUGCCGCAUUUACCCGAUCGACGAGCGCCUCCUAAACCUCAGCCACCGCCUUCCGUACCCAAGAAAUCCUCGAAGAUCUCUCGCUCGCUACAAAAGCUUCUGAGGUCUGUGUUCAAGCCAAAACCAACUUCUACUUCUGUACUUAACGUUCAAAAUCAGUCCAAGGAAGGGACGUUUUAUGUUGUGUACGACAAGUCCGGGGCUCUUAACACGAUACCGGAGGUUCCGGAGUUAGAUUUUAGCGGAAUUUCUCCUGAGAUCGGUUCUUUGGUAGGGAAGUCAACCUCAGAGCGGUUUACAGCCACUUCUAUUGGUAUUUCAUGUUCUUAACAGCUCUUAAAAGAAUACAUGAUAUAUGCAUGUGACUGCAGACAUUUUAUCAUUUUUAUUUGUAUAUAUAGCAUGAGUUUUCUUUGUUAAUACUAAAAAAACAUAUAUGUAUGACCGAAUGAUCAGGAUGUACUGAUCUUUUCGUUCAGACCUUGUUAAUUAAUUGAUAUGAUGCGUUGUUUAGGGUUUUAAACUUUGA